AUGGCUUGUUGGUUUUCUUUAGGAGAUGCUAGAAGACCUCUUCUUGAAACGGCAAUUUUGGUAGAAGAUGUGGUACACACUCAGUUAAUCAAUUUGUUACAGCAAGCUGCUGAAAUUUCUCAGCUUCGGGGAGCAAGAGUGAUUUCUGCUGAAGACCUUUUGUUUUUGAUGCGCAAAGAUAAGAAAAAACUGAGAAGACUGCUAAAAUACAUGUUCUUCCGAGACUACAAAUCAAAGAUUGUCAAAGGCAUAGAUGAAGAUGAUCUUCUUGAAGACAAAAUGAGUGGUGGCAGCAACAAUGCAAACAAAAGACAAAAAAUUGCUCAAGACUUUCUCAACUCUAUUGACCAGACAGGAGAACUCUUGGCAGUUCUUGAAGACGAUGAAAUUGAUGAAGUUAAACAAGAGAGAAUGGAGAGAGCAGAAAGACAAACUCGAAUGAUGGAUUCAGCUCAGUAUGCAGAAUUUUGUGAAAGUCGGCAAUUAAGUUUCUCCAAAAAGGCCUCAAAAUUCCGAGACUGGCUGGACUGCAGCAGUAUGGAGAUAAAACCUAAUGUCAUAGCUAUGGAAAUUUUAUCCUAUAUAGCAUAUGAAACCGUGGCACAGUUAGUGGACCUGGCUCUUCUUGUAAGGCAAGACAUGGUAACCAAGGCAGGGGACCCCUUCAGCCAUGCCAUUUCUGCAACCUUCAUUCAGUAUCACAAUUCUGUGGAGGGUUCUUGCAUGAAGACCAGUCCAGACUCCCCAGAGAACACGCCUCCUCCUACACCAACGGCUCCAUCAAGUGGAUCACAGCACUCAGGGAAAAUGACAUCAGGAUCCCUGGGGAAUGGGAAUGCAGCACAGGACUCGGCUAAAACCAAGCAAAGGAAAAGAAAAAAGAGCACUGUGGCCUGUGGUGUUGAGGCUCACAGCGAUGCCAUCCAGCCCUGCCACAUCAGAGAGGCCAUUCGACGCUACGGCCACAAGAUUGGCCCCCUUGCCCCAUUCACAGAGUUUCUUGAAGUCUCUCUCUGUAAGGAACUGGUUUGCUUUUCAUUAAGACAACUUGAAAAGUAG
Molecule: messenger RNA, 1059 nt
Organism: Elephantulus edwardii (Cape elephant shrew)
Lineage: Eukaryota; Metazoa; Chordata; Mammalia; Macroscelidea; Macroscelididae
Gene: SUPT3H
Product: suppressor of Ty 3 homolog (S. cerevisiae)
Exons: 11
Coding region: 1-1059 (352 amino acids)
Biological process (GO): transcription by RNA polymerase II
Molecular function (GO): transcription coactivator activity; protein heterodimerization activity
Source: RefSeq, a predicted model, not a curated record